Lepus europaeus (European hare) is the source of this 2485-nucleotide messenger RNA. RefSeq names its product ubiquitin associated protein 1 (gene UBAP1). The record is from RefSeq and is a predicted model, not a curated record. Gene Ontology annotation, molecular function: ubiquitin binding. Gene Ontology annotation, biological process: ubiquitin-dependent protein catabolic process via the multivesicular body sorting pathway. The transcript is spliced from 7 exons. Gene Ontology annotation, cellular component: ESCRT I complex. The coding region runs from base 97 to 1596 and encodes 499 amino acids. NCBI's taxonomy places the organism in Eukaryota, Metazoa, Chordata, Mammalia, Lagomorpha, Leporidae.
CGUCGGGAGCUCAGUGGGAACCGAGCCUGCGAGGCCGGCCGGCGCCAGCACCUUUGGGCUUCUGGGACGGCGGCGGCGGCGUCGUUCAGGUUCUAAAUGGCUUCUAAGAAGUUGGGUGCAGAUAUUCAUGGGACUUUCAGUUACCUUGAUGAUGUCCCAUUUAAGAUAGGAGACAAAUUCAAAACACCAGCUAAAGUUGGUCUACCUAUUGGCUUCUCCUUGCCUGAUUGUUUGCAGGUUGUCAGAGAAGUACAGUAUGACUUCUCCUUGGAAAAGAAAACCAUUGAGUGGGCUGAAGACGUUAAGAAAAUCCAAGAUGCCCAGCGGGAAGCAGAGCGCAAGGCUGAGGAGGCAGAAGCUAAAGUGAAUUCUAAGAGUGGCCCAGAGGGUGAUAACAAAAUGAGUUUCUCCAAGACUUCAAGUAUAGCCACCAUGCCGCCGCCUAUUAACCCCAUCCUCGCCAGCUUACAGCACAACAGCAUCCUCACUCCGACACGCGUCAGCAGUAGUGCCACAAAACAGAAAGUUCUCAGCCCACCCCACACAAAGGCAGAUUUCAAUCCUGCUGACUUUGAGUGUGAAGAGGACCCAUUUGAUAAUCUGGAGUUAAAAACCAUUGAUGAGAAAGAAGAGCUGAGAAACAUUCUGGUAGGAACCACUGGACCCAUUAUGGCUCAGCUGUUGGACAAUAACUUGCCCAGAGGCAGCUCUGGGUCUGUAUUACAGGAUGAGGAGGUCCUGGCCUCCCUGGAGAGGGCGACCCUUGAUUUCAAGCCUCUUCAUAAACCCAAUGGCUUUAUAACCUUACCACAGUUGGGUAACUGUGAAAAGAUGUCGCUGUCUUCCAAAGUGUCCCUCCCCCCAAUUCCUUCAGUAAGCAAUAUCAAAUCCCUGUCCUUCCCCAAACUGGACUCUGAUGACAGCAAUCAGAAGACGGCCAGACUGGCGAGCACUUUCCAUAGCACAUCCUGCCUCCGCAGUGGCGCGUUCCUGAAUUCCCUAAAGCCUUCCACCCAAAGCAGUGCCAGGGAGCUCAAUGGGCAUCAUACUCUUGGGCUUUCAGCUUUGAACUUGGACAGUGGCACAGAGGUGCCCACCCUCGCACCCUCCCAGAUGCCUUCCCUUUCUGUCCUGUCUGUGUGCACAGAAGAAUCAUCACCUCCACAUACAGGCUCCACGGUUGCCCCUCCUAAUUUCUCAACGUCACAAGUGCCCAGCUGUCCCCAGGCCUAUUCUGAACUGCAGACAUUGUCCCCCAGCGAGCGGCAGUGUGUGGAGACAGUGGUCAACAUGGGCUACUCAUACGAGUGUGUCAUGAGAGCCCUGAAGAAGAAAGGAGAGAAUAUUGAGCAGAUUCUCGACUAUCUCUUUGCACAUGGACAGCUUUGCGAGAAGGGCUUUGACCCUCUUUUAGUGGAAGAGGCUUUGGAAAUGCAGCAGUGUUCAGAAGAAAAGAUGAUGGAGUUUCUUCAGUUAAUGAGCAAGUUUAAGGAAAUGGGCUUUGAACUGAAGGACAUUAAGGAAGCUUUGGUAUUACACAACAAUGACCAGGACAAUGCUUUGGAAGACCUCAUGGCCCGGGCAGGAGCCAGCUGAGACCAGGCCCUGCCACAGCCCUGCCACGGAACCACCACCCCCAGGAAGCCCCUGCAGAGCCCACCUGUGGGGAAGGCGAAGGGGAAUACUUCUGGAUUUUCUUUUGGGACUUAAGACGGUCAGGCGUGGAGACUGUGCUUGUCAUUCUCCACGAGUGCAGGGCCCGAGCUGGGGAGAAGCGGGAAGAUUUGGGCAUGCUAAUGCCCCCAGACCUGUCCUGGCUUCUCUAUUAAACGUGUUUGUACCUUGAGAAGUGUCCUUCCCACCUGGGCCCUCCAGAAAGACGAGCUUGGUCUUCUCUUGGGUCUUUACGUCCUCAGCCCUGGCUUGGCCACCAAGAGGAGUCAGGGAGAAGUGGGGGAGAGGGCCAAACUCAGUGCUGCUUUGGGGCUCGAUGCUUCUCCCUGCCCCACACUAGUGGACUGAACUCUAAUCCAAGUUGAGUACAAGUGAAAGGUUCUUCCAGGGUUUCAUUCCCCCCUCAACAAAGCCUCUUAGUGUUACACUGGUUCUGCAAUGUCUGCGGUGCGAAGAAUGCACUUUUAUCCAGGGGCCUGAGUUUGUCUUUCGCCAGGCAGUCACUAUGCUUCCCUGCCCCAGCCUGUCUCUCCUGAUGUGGUUUGGACCACAGUCUCUGCUGCCCAGGGUUACAGAGCCCCUGCUCUAGGAAACAGUUGUCAGUUUAACCCUUGGCCCCUUCGCAGCACAUUCAGUGGGCGAGACAACAGGCCACGGUGCCGUCACCCAGCACUAACUCCACUUCUGUUCUUGGACAGCCUCUCCCCCUUGCAGCCCACUGCUUUAGAAUGACACAAGUAACACCUAGUCAUAGAAAUCAGUCUCUUUGGUUUUGUAUUAUGUUGAACAUUAAAAAUCUAAAUACAAAGAA